CUCCUCUCCGGUGUUUUCUUUCCAAGCCGAUUCCCGCCCGGAGCGCUGCUUAACUGUUCCCCGUCCCUCGAUCACCCCCGUCUCCAGCGCCCAUGGACUUCCUCAAAUCCGCCGUCGCGUCCGCUAUCGCCAAAGGCAGUUCGUUCCCAUAUUCGCUCGGCGACAGAGUCGACAUCUCCGAUUCGAUAUGGACCCUUCACAAUGCCACGAAACGGGAGGACGGUUCGUCGUGUAGCAUUUUCACCUUCGACAUCGCCGCCAACAAGUCGCGUCUGCCCCUGGCCAAGAAUGCGGUGCGCAAAUCGCGAACGCUGCGACACCCGGGCGUCAUCAAAGUUCUGGACACGAUUGAGACAGAGUCGAAUAUUUAUAUCGUGACCGAACGUGUCGUUCCGCUGUCCUGGCAUGUCAAGCGGAGGAGCCUGAGCGAGGAAAUCUCCAAAUGGGGUUUACAUACCGUGGCGUCUACCCUGAAGUUUAUCAACGAGGACGCUGCGUCCGUCCACGGCGUCGUGAGAGCGUCGUCUGUGUAUGCCAGCGAAAGUGGCGAGUGGAAGCUAGGCGGUUUCGAUGUCUUGAGCUCCAUGAAUGAUGAAGAGGCGGUCAUAUAUACGUACGGAAGUCUCGUACCAGAUGCCGCUCGUUAUACGCCUCCGGAGGUCGUCAAAGGUGGAUGGGAUGUCAUCAAACGUCACCCGUUAACAGCUAUCGAUGCCUAUGGACUGGGCAUUCUCGUAUAUGAGGUUUUCAAUGGCAACUUCACCGGAGGGGACCAAGUAGGCAAAACGACUAAUAUCCCACCGACUAUGCACCAAAGCUACAAGCGACUGUGCACGGCCAAUCCAAAGCUACGACUCAGCCCAGCGCAUUUUGUCGAACAAGGAAAGAAAUCCGGCGGCUUCUUCCAAACCCCUUUGAUCCGGUUGACCGAUGAUAUUGAGAGUUUGGGACUAAAGACGGAAACGGAACGGGAGGAAUUCAUCAAUGAACUCGAUAAUCUUUCUGAUGAUUUCCCCGAAGACUUCUUCAUCAAGAAGGUGCUUCCAGAGCUGUUGAAGUCGGUCGAAUUCGGCGGUGGCGGUCCCAAAGUCUUGAGUGCACUGCUGAAGAUCGGAGCGAAGUUGUCUCAGGAUGAGUACAACUCCAAACUGACGCCGGUCAUUGUUCGGCUGUUUGGGAAUCCCGAUCGAGCACUGCGGGUGUGUCUACUGGACAACUUGCCAUUGAUGAUUGACAACCUCCCCCAGAAGAUCGUCAACGACAAGAUCUUCCCGCAAAUAACGUCUGGAUUCACCGACAUUGCUCCGGUAGUCCGAGAGCAGACGGUCAAAGCCGUGUUGGUGAUUAUUGUCAAGCUGAGUGACCGGACUAUCAACGGCGAGCUGCUGAAAUUCCUGGCUCGGACUGCCAAUGACGAACAGCCCGGCAUCCGUACGAAUACCACCAUCUGCCUUGGCAAAAUCGCAAAGAACCUGGGUCAAGGCUCGAGGAGCAAGGUCCUCAUCGCCGCCUUCACAAGAUCUCUUCGGGAUCCCUUCCUCCAUGCGCGCAAUGCCGGCUUGCUCGCCUUGGGUGCAACGAUUGAAUUCUUCACCGACGAGGAUUGUGCGGGCAAGGUUCUUCCUGCUUUGUGCCCCUCCCUUCUAGAUAAAGAAAAAUUUGUUCGGGACCAGGCGAACAAGACAUUCGAUCUAUACCUGCAGCGCAUUCGGAAAGUCGGCAGCAACAUGGCCGACACGGCGCUGCCGCCGUCAUCGUCUAGCCCUGACACCACCAAAGAUGCCGCUCGUAUCGGAACGUCAAAUGACAAAUCCUGGGCUGGAUGGGCGAUUUCUUCCUUCACAAAUAAGAUCACGACGGCCAACGGCGAAAUCCAACCCACGGCGAACGGGGCCAAACCGGUGGAGGCUGAACCCGCUCGGUCCGCAUCUGUACCUCGUGUCACGAAGCCAUCUCCCUUGGCGAAGGAGACCUUACGACCGGCGGCUCAGCCAUUGAAUCGGUCUCUGUCGGAGCAACCGGCCCCGAUCGCUCAAGAGGAAGACGAACCGGAUGACGUCUACGAUGCUUGGGGUGCCAUAGACGACGACGACGAUGAUCAGGGACAAUCGAAAGACGACGAUCCGUUCAGUCCUGCCACAACCACCGCCUCGUCCACCAGCUUCGCCCCGGCGGCGCCCAAAUCAGCGCCCGUACCUUACGAUGACGGAGGGGAGCCGGACUUUGCCGGCUGGCUUGCUGCACAGUCCAAGACCAAGAAACCACUGCCUAAGGGUUUGAACAAGCCAGCGUCGAACACGUCGGUUUCCCGAACGACCAGUCGGAGUAGCUCCAGUAAACCGAAGACGGUCACCGCAGCACCUGCAAAGAAGAUUGAUACCAAGCCGAAGGACGAGGAUGUGGACGAUGGAUGGGGGGAUGCGUGGGAUUAACGGCUAUAAUUGUUUAAUUUACAUUCGCAUUGCAUUGUCAAUGGUCAACCUUGCUGGAGCAGGGCAGGGAGUUGGGGGAGGAGUGGAAAGGGCGUACAUAAUAGCAAUGAUAGACAGAGACUUAAUGA
Molecule: messenger RNA, 2560 nt
Organism: Aspergillus steynii IBT 23096
Lineage: Eukaryota; Fungi; Ascomycota; Eurotiomycetes; Eurotiales; Aspergillaceae
Product: COPI-interacting protein CEX1
Exons: 9
Coding region: 93-2432 (779 amino acids)
Biological process (GO): protein phosphorylation; tRNA export from nucleus
Cellular component (GO): cytoplasm
Molecular function (GO): protein kinase activity; ATP binding
Source: RefSeq, a predicted model, not a curated record